Molecule: messenger RNA, 1794 nt
Organism: Pectinophora gossypiella (pink bollworm)
Lineage: Eukaryota; Metazoa; Arthropoda; Insecta; Lepidoptera; Gelechiidae
Exons: 2
Coding region: 323-877 (184 amino acids)
Source: RefSeq, a predicted model, not a curated record
UCCGAGGGUGGGGGCUUAGGUUUCAUCAUCAUCACCUUUCAUCAUUUCAUUAAUCAUCAAGAAAAAAAAUACGUCAGACAUGGCUGUAUGGGCAUAGUUCCCUUUGCCUUACCCUUCGGGGAAAACCAAAACAAAAAAAAAAAAAAUCAUGUCGUUUUAUUUUAUUAAUUUAUUUAUAUUUUAAUUUUCAAACCUUUAACGAAAACCGGAUAUAUAUUUACUUCUAAUUUUCACUAAUUUGUGAAAUAGGUAUGUACCUACUAAGAAUCCAGAAAAAAGUGUGCAGCAAGUAAUUACAGGAGAAAAAGAUUAUUUCGUGACUAUGUCGAACGCUCGUGGCUUCAGUUAUGAUGACGAAACAGGAGAAGUCGUAUUUUAUAACAUUAACGAUGAAACUGGAGAGCCCUCGAUGGAGAGCAACCACCCACCUGCGUACACACCCCCUAGGCAUGAAGGCACCAGCGAACCUAUCACGACAUCUCCUCAAGAACGCGUCAUUUCUCCACCUCAAGAAAAGUACACGAAAUUUCCUAAAGGCAUAACAACAAAAAGUAAAAAAUUUCAGUCACUAAAAGCUAACAUCAUGGCUGGCUCAAACCAUGUCAGCCAUAGAAUGCUACUCAUACCCACAGUAGUUAUGAUAUUCCCAGGUUUCAUUUGCAUAUGUCUUGCAGCCCUUGAGGUAUUUUUACAUUUAAGAUGUCAUAAGAAAAACAAGCACUUGACAGAUUCAACUUUGUAUUAUCGCAGCCCAUUCCAUGCUGUUUCAAGCACUUUCUGUGGAAUGUGCCGGGAAUCAGAAUUGGCAUGGAGAGUAGCUCAACUUCAAGACCAAAGAAAGUACCGUUAUGAUUACCUAAGGGGAAUUGCACUGUGAUUUAAUAUCUGAAGUAAUGUUUUAUUUAUGAGUGAUGUUUUUUGUUAUAUUAUUUUAUUAAUCAGGCAUGUCAUGGAAGCAAGCUAUAGAGGCUGAAAAAGAUCACGAGGAGUGGAAAUCUGAUAAAAGGAUUAAAAGAUUUUAUUAAUCAAACUAUUAUUAUGAUUAUAUAUACGUUUACCAGUAUUGCCUUGCCUUCCUAGAUUUUUUAACUCUUUAAAUUAAUAUUCUAUCUUUACCCUUUAAUAAAAGAGAAAAUGAUAAGCAUUGUUGAUGUUUGGGUAUAACGGACGAAUUUUGUAACAACUUUAAUAAUUAUGUUCAAUAUUCUACGCUCAGUUUUUCUACAUUUUUAUUUACAUUAGCAAAAUGUAUGACAAACGGACAACUCUUGUUAGAAGUGAAUCUCUAAAUGUAAGCUGGAAAAGGUGCAAAAGUUAAAGGGGAACUGGUAUAUUUUUAUAAGUCUUAACAUGUUCCACUCACAUGUUGAUAUGUUGAUUCGAAGUGUCACACUUUAAAAAAUGAAUUAUCUUUGUCACAGAAUCUUUAAUGCCUUGUACCUGCUAGACAACAAUUAACACGUAACAAUCAAAACAGAUGUCAAGUUGCGGAAAAUGGCCCGCGAAUACCAAUACCAACGCGCAACAAUUGUUGUCGAGUGGAGACGUGACGCGCAACAACACUAGUUCCUUUUGCCACAUGUUGUCUACGACAGACGUGUAUUACAAUGUUGUUGAACAAAAGUUUCGCGCCAAAUGUUGCCAAGUGGAACGCGAUUUUAAGACUAAUUGUUAUUUUUUAUUGUGAUAGUGGAACUUUCACUGUUAUUGGUGGUGGUUCUUUGAGUGCUCUUACUGGGUAUUAAAAUAUUUAUAUAAGUUGAUAAAUGGAAAUAAUAGGUAAUGUUGGAUAAA